Talaromyces stipitatus ATCC 10500 is the source of this 516-nucleotide messenger RNA. RefSeq lists its product as uncharacterized. The record is from RefSeq and is a predicted model, not a curated record. NCBI's taxonomy places the organism in Eukaryota, Fungi, Ascomycota, Eurotiomycetes, Eurotiales, Trichocomaceae. The transcript is spliced from 2 exons. Bases 1 to 516 code for a protein of 171 amino acids.
AUGAUCAGAAAUUACGCGCAAAAAGUGCUUCAAAAUAUGCACCCCGGCGUGGAUGACCUCCCUCAACUUGGGGAUCGUUGGGUCCACCGAUUUCUCAAAAGACUGCCUACAGCAUACAAAAAGCAGAAGCAAAAGACUAUAGAUCCAAAGCGUCAUCUUGCUGAAGAUCUGAAUAUAAUUCAAGCCUGGUUUGAUCGUCUAGAAAUCGCAAUAAGAGAAAGGGCUAUCAACGAGCAGGCGCAUCUUGGUGGUUUCUUCUACGAUAAGAUCGAUUUUUUGGCCAAUAUUGCUCGUGUACGCGCCGAGGCAUUUACUCCACGAAUUAUCCGGAAAGGAUUUUCUGACUGGGGGCUCUGGCCUCUCAAUCUAGAUAUUGUUGUUGAUCCUUUAAUGGAAAAAUGGGAUAUCCAAAUGGGCCAAGAUUUGCAGAUUUUUGAUGGUGACGAGGAGCAAGAUAUCCCAAGUUCACCCACUAAUGCUUCAUUUUCUCCGCUAACUACUGCGUACAAGCUUUAA